UGAAAGGGGAAGUGAUGAAAUCAUGCACACAUGAUUUAAUGAAAUCAUGCACACAUGAUUUAAUGAAAUGUUGACUUUGAAUGCCAUAAUUUGUUUUGGUCUGUACUACGGAUAAAAUACAACUAUUCCUUCAUGGCCAACCAACCUGAAAGCACUGAUGAAGAUUUUAACGAUUCAUUCAACAUGCAUGCCAUUCUUGAUAUUCUACAUGAUGAACUCGUGGGGCCAAGUGACCAAAAUUUGAUGAUGGCCAACUCUGGCUACAAUGUAGAAUAUCCAUCCAGGAUGCCGAUGUCUCCAAUGGCGAAUACAGACGUAAAACCCCAGAUAGACACUUGCGGAAUAGUGGCAGGUCCAGCCCAAAAGAUGGGUGGGAUGCCAGGUACCAGUGCCAAUCUUACCCCAGGAGCCACCGGAGCUCAACAACCCCGAUAUUCUGUGGCAGAAAAACGUAAACUUAUCCAACAACAACUAGUGCUGUUGCUGCACGCCCACAAAUGUCAGAAGCGUCAGCAGACCUAUGGAGGGGUGUGUUCUCUACCUCACUGCAGAACAAUGAAGAACGUGCUAAAUCACAUGACGACUUGCAAUGCUGGAAAGUCCUGUCAAGUCGCUCACUGUGCAUCAUCUAGACAGAUAAUAACACAUUGGAAGAACUGCACUAGAAAUGACUGUCCUGUGUGUAUGCCAUUAAAGCAUGCCCAAAACACAGACAUGACUGGACAGAAUCCAGGCAAUCUAAGUUGUAAGGACACUUCCAAACAUUCCGCUGCAACAGAUUUUAUGAACUGAAUGUUCAUAACACAUAAUUAUGAUAUUUAUUAAAAUGAAAAUUCAUUUAA
Messenger RNA from Magallana angulata, 842 nucleotides. RefSeq names its product histone acetyltransferase p300-like. Gene Ontology annotation, molecular function: histone acetyltransferase activity; transcription coactivator activity; chromatin DNA binding. The record is from RefSeq and is a predicted model, not a curated record. Lineage: Eukaryota; Metazoa; Mollusca; Bivalvia; Ostreida; Ostreidae. The transcript is spliced from 4 exons. The coding region runs from base 133 to 792 and encodes 219 amino acids. Gene Ontology annotation, cellular component: transcription regulator complex; histone acetyltransferase complex. Gene Ontology annotation, biological process: positive regulation of transcription by RNA polymerase II.